Pochonia chlamydosporia 170 is the source of this 597-nucleotide messenger RNA. RefSeq lists its product as hypothetical. Lineage: Eukaryota; Fungi; Ascomycota; Sordariomycetes; Hypocreales; Clavicipitaceae. The record is from RefSeq and is a predicted model, not a curated record. Bases 1 to 597 code for a protein of 198 amino acids. The transcript has a single exon.
AUGGCCAUCAUCGGAAAUGAAUACCGUUCAGCAAUCUCUCCACCAACAGCCCCAGACCACAGUCUCCAUAUGGCCAUCUAUCGUCGUUACGGCCCCGUCUCAACUACUGCCCAAGAUAACCGGUCUUCAUCUCCAUCUAAUGCCACCAUACCUCUGAAAACUAGACCAUGUGCUGUCACGCCACGGUCCCGCAUGCCAACAAUCAAACGAUACCCAGUUUUCCGACUCAUAUAUGAGGGUGGUACUCGAUCCAUACACAAGCUAUUCGUUCAGACUGCAUCAGAAGGACCGGUUUGCGGACUAUAUCUGCAAGUUACUGGGACGCCCGAGACUGGCAUGCGUUAUUCCGAAGUACCUGGUGAUGACCCAGAACGUGCGAUGCCUGGCCCGUUGAUUAGGAAGACCUGUAUGGGAUCCAUCUCAGCCGAUAGCUUGGAUCGCUUUCGGGAUAUAUGCCGGCGUGGACACCCCCAGAGACCGCCGCCUGGCCCUGAUUGUCGGACAUGCACGUGGCAACCAACGUGCCAUUCGCAAGAAUGGGUGCAAGACACCAUUGACCUCAGUGUUGCUGAUGGUAUUUUGGACAUUGGAAACUGA